CAAACGGGGAGGAUGAGGCCCUCGCACGGAGGCGACCUGUCCUGCGUCACGCAGCAAACGCAGGGUCCACUCAACAGUCUGGGGGCUCGGGGGUCCCGGUACCGACCCCGUCCGGCUUCCAGUUAUGACCCCGCCCUUCCCACCAAGAACCGCAGCGGAGUCGGGAGGGACGCCGGUUUUAGCCCCGCCCCCUUUGGCCGCGGGGCCGGGGCGGGGCGCGGCUGCCAGAUGUCGGGGCGGCGGCGGCGGGAGCUACGGAGAGCGAGGAGUCGCGCAGGCAGGCGGAGGCUGAGGGCGCCGCUGGCCGGCCCUCCCAGCCCUCUCCGCGCGGCUCCGCCGGGGUUCCAAAAGGAGCCAUUGUGUGGUCGGGACACAGGCUCACCCUCAAUGCCUGGUCCCCUGCAGCCAACCUCCCAAACUGGCCCAGAUGUGCAGCCCAGCCACCAGCUUAGGGCCUCGGGUGCCUUGGAAGAGGACUCAGUCUGCUGUGUGGAGGAGGAGGAAGAGGAGGAGGAGGAAGCAGUGGUGACAGAAGACAGGGAUGCAGCCUUGGGAGGCCCCAGGGAGCAUGCCCUGGACUGGGACUCUGGCUUCUCAGAGGUGUCAGGCAGCACAUGGCGAGAGGAAGAACUGCCUGUAUCCCAGCGCCCAGCACCCUCAGCACAGCCCCUUCGUAGGCAGCGCCUCUCAGUCAGUGGCCUCCCCAUGCCCAGCAGGGCCCCUGUAGCCAGUGUACCACCUGUCCACCGUCCACGGCCCAAGUCCACCCCAGACGCCUGCCUGGAGCACUGGCAGGGACUGGAAGCAGAGGACUGGACAGCAGCCCUACUGAACAGGGGUCGCAGUCGUCAGCCCCUGGUAUUAGGGGACAAUUGCUUUGCUGACUUGGUGCACAACUGGAUGGAGCUGCCUGAGACAGGGAGUGAAGGGGGUGACGGAGGUGGGCACCGUGCCCGUGCUCGGCCCCCUCAGUUCCUGCUUGGCCUCUCUGAGCAGCUUCGGCGCCGGCUGGCCAGGGCUCGGCGGACAGCUAUGGCAGGAAAGCGGCUGUCAUGCCCACCUCGCCCAGAACCUGAACUGCCUGCGGAUGUCUCUCGCUUUGCAGCCCUCAUGAGCUGCCGUAGCCGCCAGCCCAUCAUCUGCAAUGAUGUCAGCUACCUCUGACCCUGCCCUCCAGCCUGGGACAAUAAAAGCCUUUUUUCUA
Molecule: messenger RNA, 1204 nt
Organism: Gorilla gorilla gorilla (western lowland gorilla)
Lineage: Eukaryota; Metazoa; Chordata; Mammalia; Primates; Hominidae
Gene: INKA1
Product: inka box actin regulator 1
Exons: 2
Coding region: 13-1164 (383 amino acids)
Cellular component (GO): nucleus
Molecular function (GO): protein kinase binding; protein serine/threonine kinase inhibitor activity
Source: RefSeq, a predicted model, not a curated record